Messenger RNA from Anoplopoma fimbria (sablefish), 3827 nucleotides. Its product is annotated as restin homolog. Lineage: Eukaryota; Metazoa; Chordata; Actinopteri; Perciformes; Anoplopomatidae. The record is from RefSeq and is a predicted model, not a curated record. The transcript has 21 exons. The coding region runs from base 134 to 3523 and encodes 1129 amino acids.
CCACGUGGAAGAGGACUGGACUGGUUUACUGGCCACUCCAUGAGCUAGGACAAGGACGAAGAGAGGAUCAAAGGAGACAUAUUUGUUUGCAGCAGAGGCCCAGUGGGACCUUGGCCUGCCCUGAAACAACUCGAUGGAUCUAAGUGCUGACUCCAGGACACUCCCCACCCACACCGCUGUAGGAGGACCUGCGAUGGAGCAGGAGUUGUCUUUGUCUAACGCUCGCUGUCAAACAGAAAGUGGAGGGCCCAUCUUACUACAGCUGCUGGAAUUUAAAACCCAUCUACUUGAGGCUGUUGAGGAGCUGCACAUCCGGAGGGAUGCAGAGACGCGCUUUGAGGAUCAGAUCAGUAAACUGGUGUUGGAGAACCAGGAGCUGGAGUGGGAGAAGGAGUCCCUGCAACAUCAAAUUGAAACCGUGUCAAACCAGCACACAGAGUCACUCAUCAAUGUUAAGAAGCAGUUUCAGGCCAAAAUAAGAAACAUUGAGGAGGAGAAGGGGAAGUACCAGGUCAGUGCUGAGUUAAAAGACAAGGAGAUUAACAACCUGAAAGAAGAGCUCAAGUCGCUACAGUUACUGAAGUACAACUUUGAGAAGAGAUCAAGUGAGCUGGAACAGAAAUUAGCCUUGCAGAGCCGGUCAAAGGACAGCCACUUGAACCAGUUGGGGGAGGUUGAAAAACGUUUCAGUGCUCUGUCCAGACAGUGUGCCAUGGUCAAACAGGCCCACGGGACACUAGAGCAAAACGUUGAUGAGGCCAUGAAAAUACACAAGAAGCUGACUACUGCAAAUGAAAAACAAGAAGCAACCAUCGUGUCACUAACGAAGGAGUUGGAGGAGGUCAGUCACAAGCUGAUAAAAGCCAAGAUGUCCUCCGUUAGACACGACGAGGCCCACAGCUCUACAGGCAGAGAGCAGCACUGUCAGCAGCUGCACCAGAAACUGAACAUGGAAACGGAAAUGAACAGAAAACUCAGGGAGGACAAUGCAGCAGUGAGAGCAGAAAAGCAGGAAGUGAUGAGGUCUCUGCAGCAUACCCAGCAGCUUUUGUUGAGUCAGACACAGACAGUGAGUAGAGUGGAGCUGGAGCUGCAGACUCAGAGAGAGCAGUACCAGGCCCUUAAGCAGGAACACAGGGUGAUGAGAGAGAGAAGCAAGGCGACGGAAGACAAGGUGGCCCAACUGACGGAGAGCGACGCCGCUUCCAAGCACAGCUGGGACAAAGAGAAGGCAAUGUUUCUGGAUCGCAUCAAGAGCGAGCGGCAGGAGCUUCAAGCAGUGAAAGAGGCUUACUAUGAGCUUCGUCUGGAACACACGGAGCUGUCCUCGCAGGCCAAAGUGCAGGCUCAGCAUAUACAGGAAUUGGAGAUGAGAGACGGUGGUCAGAGUCCUGGUGUCUCUACAGAGGAAAUCAGAGGAGAGGGAACUCUUAAUGAACCCAUCUCCAGCUCUGAGCUGCCUAGCUUUGGCAGUCUGCAGCACUUGGCCUCCGCUCAGACCAGCAGCCCAGACUGUCUGGAGGACACGGGGGUUGUGACUGAGCUGGAUGCCACUGGAGCAACUGGAGUAACCGUAUCAACUGCAUUAAGCCAUGACCACAUGUCUGACGGGGGAUCUGUAGACUUGCUGAGCAAAGAACAGAGUGAUGAAGGGAAUAGAGGAAUGAGUGAAGAGGAACGGGGAUGGAAAGAUGACGCGAAACAAGUAAAAAACAACAGAGAUGAGGAGCAGCAGUGGAAUGGAGAGGGAGAAGAUGCGAAGGGAGGAGGAUGUGCUUCAGAGAAGAGAGGAAUGCUCGCAGCCCAAAAAACAGAUAGAGCAGACGGACGAGAGGGUAGCCAAGGGUCAACGGAGGAUGCAGGGGUCCCCAACCAGCCUGAAACAGAAACAAAAGAUAGAGCCCAGGGUGAAGGGACGAACGGAGAGGAGGAGAGAGGAAAGACAGGGCUGCAGGCAGCAGAAACCCAGAUAGCGGCCCAGACGACUACUGAUACGACCACGGAGAAGGGCGAUUCACAGCAGGUCAUCGCCCUCAUGGACACUGAGCCACCGCUGGCCGCCUGUGAGCCCUCAGACCGCUCACAAAGUCUCCUUCAGAGCGGCAGCGAGAAGGAUGCCGACUCCAGAUGUCUGAACGAAGGACAUGAGACUCCCUCUGUUCUGUGCUGUUCUGAUGAGCGCCAACUUGUCAAUCACGGGCCGAACUGUGUCGUUCAAGAGGUGCAAAGCCUCUGUCAUGAUGAGGUCCAAACCUUUGCUGAGUCAGCUACUCCCAGUCCGAUUCAUCACGUUUUAGAGAAAACCACGGAAGAGAAACUCUCCAAGAAAUCAGCAGACGAUAUAUCUCCUGAACUUUCUGUACCUCUGAGUCCGUCACGUAUCUGUAGCUCAAAGACCAGCACGGAACCAUUAGCUGCUCAGUCGGAUGGUGUUAGCAUCCAAGAGUUAGCGACAAAACAAACUCAACCUAGUGAUCCCUUUGACAUCACCAGCGACAUUAAGCAAACAGAUGCAUUACUCCCAAGUCUGGAUAUCCCAGAGCAGAGUGCACAGUUGAAGUCUCUGGUAACCGAUGAUGAUUCUAGUGCAAACAAGGAGAGGGAAGGUCAGUCAAACGUAGACACACCAGAAACCGAUGCCUGCGAGACUGCCCAGGAACCUUCAGACAAAUGUAAUUUGAAGGAUAUCUCUGCUGAUACCACAAUGGACACUAUGAACAUUGAAUCUCGGCUUGAGACUGGCAGCAGUCAGGAGCAAACGAUGAACGUCGAAAUAGAUGCAAAGACAACUAAAAGCAAAGCUGAUUUGAAGCUGCCUGUCCAUCCAAGUCAAGAGAGUGAUGCAUCACCAGAGACUGGCGGUUCAAAGCGCUAUGAGAAGUCUCCAGAAAAAGAAAUGCUGCACGAUGAUACAAACGAGUUGCCUCUGCUCAGCAAUAAGACGUACAGGUCAUCAUUUGACUGGGGCAGCGCUCAGAGAAGAACAGGAAGCUCCAGAGAAAAGUCUGAUGUCUCCGUCCUACAUCAGUUUGUUCAGGGAUCAUCUGCGUCGGGGCAAAACACAAGUGGUCCUGGUGGAUUCCUCAGACCUCCUCCCAGCACAAUACCCAUGUUCCUCCAAAGCAAGCACAACAAAGUCCCCUUGGUGAUUACCAGGGCGUCGGAUCUGCUGAAUGCCUCCAGUGUCUCUGGGACCGCGGCUUCCACGCCAAGAGGCCGGCAGGGAGGGCAAGAUGCACUGGGAGAGACCUGCGGAGAGACAGCAACGCCAGACAAGGAGAGCAGAGCGUCUCUGAUCAACACGUCUUUACCAGUCAGCAGACUGUCAAUGCAAAGCACCCCAGGGUGUAGCAGAGCUCCUACCUCAGCCGCAGGUCCUAGUUCAGAGUCCGACUGGGAGCCCUUUUGCUCCCAGGAGAGGGAGGACCAACAGUCAUCCUUCAGAGCCCAGAUCUCCAAAAUCGAGCAGUUCCUCAACACGGAGAGGCUCCGUCUGCCCAAAAGACGAAGAACUGACGACUAAACCCCCAAAACUCACCGUUCUGUUGAGAGAUUCUUCUGUAUCUAGUUGCAUUAACAUUCUGUAGCACUUCUUUUUUAUGGAGAUAAGAUGUAGGUGUCUAGUUUUUGGCUUACAUCAUUGCCUGUUCACAUUACUGUUAUGAAAACAUCUUUAUAUUUAUUUAUUUGAAUGGGAAAAAAGUUCCAUGAUUGUGCAUGUGUAGGUAAGCAGGAGAAGAGGGAAUUGAUCUAACCACUGGAUUUUUGUGUCAAUAAAGAUUUUACUUUAACAUACAGUUGUGUAUAAAUAAAUGUUGAAAUGUAUG